AUGGAAAGGGAAAAUAAGACAAGUAUCUCUGAAUUCCUCCUUCUGGGACUUCCCAUCAGACCACAGCAACAAGUGUUGUUCUACAUCCUAUUCUUGAGCAUGUAUCUCACCACAGUUCUGGGGAAUCUGCUUAUCAUCUUUUUGAUCAGACUGGACUCUCACCUUCAUACCCCCAUGUAUUUCUUCCUCAGCCAUUUGGCCUUCACUGAUGUCUGUUUCUCAUCAGCGACUACCCCAAAGAUGCUGAUGGACAUGCAGACAGGGAGUCAGACAAUUCCCUAUGGUGGCUGCAUCUCACAGAUGUAUUUCUUCAUAUUAUUUACUGAUCUCGACAGCUUCCUGCUCACUGCAAUGGCCUAUGACCGUUAUAUUGCCAUCUGCUACCCUCUCCACUAUACUACCAUCAUGAACCAAAGUCUUUGCAGUCUACUGGUAGUUGGGUCCUGGAUCCUCUCCUGUGCCAGUUCCUUUACCCACACCCUUCUUCUGGUCCAAUUGUCCUUCUACAAUAAUAAGACUAGUGUCUCUGAAUUCCUCCUUCUGGGACUUCCCAUCAGACCACAGCAACAAGUGUUGUUCUACAUCCUAUUCUUGAGCAUGUAUCUCACCACAGUCCUGGGGAAUCUGCUUAUCAUCUUUUUGAUCAGACUGGACUCUCACCUUCAUACCCCCAUGUAUUUCUUCCUCAGCCAUUUGGCCUUCACUGAUGUCUGUUUCUCAUCAGUGACUACCCCAAAGAUGCUGAUGGACAUGCAGACAGGGAGUCAGACAAUUCCCUAUGGUGGCUGCAUCUCACAGAUGUAUUUCUUCAUAUUAUUUACUGAUCUCGACAGCUUCCUGCUCACUGCAAUGGCCUAUGACCGUUAUAUUGCCAUUUGCCACCCUCUCCACUAUACUACCAUCAUGAGCCAGAGUCUUUGCAGCCUGCUGGUAGUUGGGUCCUGGAUCCUCUCCUGUGCUAGCUCCUUGACCCACACCCUUCUCUUGGCCCGACUGUCUUUCUGUGAAGAGCAUACCAUAGCUCACUACUUCUGUGACUUGGCUGCCUUGCUCAAGCUAUCCUGCUCAGAUACUUUCCUGAAUGAGCUAGUGAUAUUCACUGUAGGGGUAGCAAUCAUUACACUGCCAUUAAUUUGUAUCCUUGUCUCUUACAUCCAUAUCAUUGCUACUAUCCUGAAGAUCCCUUCUACCAAGGGGAUAUGCAAAGCCUUGUCCACCUGUGGCUCCCACCUGUCUGUGGUGUCUUUAUAUUAUGGGACAAUCAUUGGCCAAUAUUUUUUCCCCUCCUCCAGUAACUCUAAUUUUAAAGAUAUCAUCUCUGCUAUGAUGUAUACAGUAGUAACUCCUAUGCUGAACCCCUUCAUUUACAGUCUGAGGAACAGAGAUAUACAUGGGGCCUUGAAGAAAAUCCUGCUACUCAGGCUCCCAUUUGACCCUUGUUAUGAGUUCCUGCUGGCUAUUCUAAUAUCAUUCCAUUAUUGCUUCUCCUCUUCAAAGGAGGUGAAGAUCCUAAAGGUCUUUGACAAUAGGCUUAUAGUAGCCCUGGGCAAGGAGACAGAGUAA
Messenger RNA from Monodelphis domestica (gray short-tailed opossum), 1563 nucleotides. RefSeq names its product olfactory receptor 1J4. Gene Ontology annotation, cellular component: membrane. Lineage: Eukaryota; Metazoa; Chordata; Mammalia; Didelphimorphia; Didelphidae. Gene Ontology annotation, molecular function: olfactory receptor activity; G protein-coupled receptor activity. The record is from RefSeq and is a predicted model, not a curated record. Gene Ontology annotation, biological process: G protein-coupled receptor signaling pathway.